This is a messenger RNA of [Torrubiella] hemipterigena, 4229 nucleotides long. The record is from the annotation of a GenBank genome assembly. NCBI's taxonomy places the organism in Eukaryota, Fungi, Ascomycota, Sordariomycetes, Hypocreales, Clavicipitaceae.
CCAAGAACAAACGAUGACCUGCAAAGAGCCUCAUGCAGAAGGAGGCAACGCGACACGAAGUUCUCGCCGCUUUAACGGGAUGCUAUCUCAGGAGGGCUAGAAAAAAGUCCCUUGCAUAUAUUGUGGUGCAACGCGGCACCAGCCCAGCACGUCUUUCUCUCUUCGUACAUGUCGCCGAUUGGUAGUCCAACACAAAACCUUCUAGGUCUAAUACAAAAGGAUCUAGCCGAAUUUCUACUAGCCUGAAACUAAUAGUACCAAGGAUAGUUUCUAUCUCCGCUUUUAUUGCGUUAUUUACCUGGUUUGUAAAAUACGCCACUCAAGUUACUACCUUCAUGCUUCAUGGUCACCAUGCAGCUAGCCUGAGGCUGCUCUUAGAAGCUGACGACAUGCUGUUGCUUCCCAAAGGAACGUACUGGAGGCUAACCAUGGCGAAAGGAGUCUAGUGAAUCAUUCAUAAUCACCUUGUUUUACCCUCAAUCAUUUUUAGUGCACUUCAAGUCGCAUAUCAUACUUCAUACACAUAUAUCCUCUGCAAAGCGGUUUUAUUACCAGCCUAGUAAACCAUUCAAAGUAAACUACAAUGGUAUUCAUCGACGGCCAACCAGCAACCGCAGAUACGGAAGAGUUCAAAUGUGACAAUCUCCUGGUGAACAUUCCUGAUGUCGGCGAACCGUUGAGCGUCUCCGUAUCUUGGAGGCUCCUGAACGAAUACUCUACGUACGAUCCACAGCCGUACUUUCUCUCUAUCGACUUGAUAAUCAAGCUCAACGCAUCAGAUCGCGGAUUGCUCACGGUUGAAAGCAUUCAGCAGGUCGGUCGUACACCAAUCGGCGCUCUCAUACAAACACUUUAUACCAAGGGAACCUUGCAGUUCACCGAGUUACCUGUUAAAGUAGUCCUGGCUACCCGCAGUGGACAUCUCUGCAGAAAUGACUUGUUGCGUUCUCGCAUGGUCCACGCUGAGCAUGUUGAGGAUGUUGUCGAAUUUGUCAUUCCAUCAAACGGUAUUCAAAAGGCCAUUCUCCCGAGAGGCGAGACAUCCCUGCCAGAUCUAAUGGCUGCAUCACCAGGGGCAAUUGUCGGCAAGCCAUCGCUAGAUUCGCAUAAAGACACUUUCAGAGCAUUAAAUCAGAUUUUGCACGAUCGUCUGUCUUUUAACUGGCUCAUACCAACGAAGCCUGUAGCUAAGACUGUAGCUGUUGUUGGAGGUCGUCCAAUGUUUGACACAAAAAACAUGUCCUGGGGAUCCCGAGGGCCAUUUGAGGCUGCUCAGGCGCUCGGCAUGUCGCUGAUCGUCCUAGAUUACGCAGGCCACUUUAUGGAUGGUGAAGCAUACGCAGAUUUAAGAGACGACUUCAUCGCAGUCGACAUGACAAUCGAUGCUGGGCUCCCUACGAGACUGGCAGCUGCUGUCCAUAAAUGCGAUAUUGACGCAAUUGUGACAUUCUCUGACGAGUAUGUCAUAGCCACCGCUCAAACUGCGGCUUUGCUCGGCCUUGCCACCGAGCCGGUAGAUGCCGUGCUGCGGGCUCAUUAUAAGGACAAGACACGCAACGUUCUCAAGAAUGCCAGUAUUCCCACACUGCGUUUAAAUAACGCUGCGGAAGGUACUGAAAGCGCUGUAGUGCAAAAGAUCCGCUGCUUGAACUUUCCGCUGAUUGUUAAGCCUUGCCGCGGCGCUGCGUCUCGAGGCGUAAAGAAGGUCCAAGACGAGAUUUCCCUCCAGGAGGCUCUUCAGAGCAUGGAGAAGUCCGGUCUUGCCAAGCAUGGUAUCCUUAUUGAACCAUACGUGGACGGCCCAGAGGUUGACGCCAACUUUGUUAUGUUGGAUGGACAAGUGCUCUUUGUCGAAUUGACAGACGACUUUCCCUGCAACGCCGACGCAGCCGAGGCCACAGUAGCUGAUGACUUUCGCGAAACAAUCAUGCUCUGUCCGACUGCCCUGGAAUAUGAGGAGCAAGAGGCUAUUAAGAUAUCUCUUGGCGAGAGCCUUGUGAGUAUGGGCUUCCGAUCCGGUGUAUUCCACGUUGAAGCACGUGUUCAGAACUCUAGUAAAACAUACCGCAAACACGGUAGAGUUUUGGAUCUACAAGAUACAGGGGAAAUACCUAAGCAGCCAGUAUCAAUUUUCCUUAUCGAGGUAAACGUACGCCCUCCUGGGCUGGAUUGCGCGUUUGCAACCUUGUACACAUGUGGAGUUGAUCUCUGCGCUCUUCACCUUCUCCGCGCCGUUGAAGAUUUCACAAGGUACCAAGCGAUCGCCCAACCUUUCCAAUGCCACUCCCAGUACUGGUGUGGCAAUUGUCAGAUCCCUGUCGGGGAAGAUGAGAUUAUUGUUCCAGAAGAUUUCUGUCAGGAGAUCUUAAAGCGCGUACCGGAUAUCGCACCAUUUGUAUCCAGGGCUGAAAUGUUCAAGCAUCCUGGAACGGUAGUCUCACCUGUACACGGAGUAGAAUUUCUAGCUUACUUUCUAGUAUUCUCAAGAGAGAGUAGAAAGCAGGUUUUGGAAUGGUAUGAGCGAUUAUUAGAAGUUGCUCGAUAUAUAUUAGGGAACCAAAAGUAGUCUAUUUUAAGAGUUAUUAAACAUUUAACUAAAUUAUAAGAAUAAGAAUAACGUGGUGUUACAAGCGAUUAUGUUGGGUGUAGGGAUAGUAUUAGUGCAGAUAGGCAAAAAAGACUUGGAGAAAAAGGAAAAGUGGCCUUUAAGAAGAGAGAUAGACUACGACUAUAGAUAUCGCUGGGAAGGUCUCUUCAGAAAAUCCAUUGUGAAUGCGUGCUUUUAUCUACUUCUCUCGUAGCCCAUACUUGGUUUCCAAGCUGGUUUUUAGUAUAAUCUCCCUUUCUAGUAAAACUAGCACUAGACAUAGACCGCCCAAACCAAGGGAUAUUUCCCACAUAAGUUGGAGUGAUCCUUCAUAAACACCAAUAACUUGCUGCCUAGUUGUUUCAUCGAGGCCUAGUAGAAAUGAAGCUGUCGCAUCGGCGUAUGCAUUGCCAGAGUGAAAUUGCUCUAGGAUUAACUCUCGUGUUGUAGUAUCCGUAAUAUCGUUGGCUCGUUGGCCAAAAGCGUUACUAAAGAUAGCAGCGGGUACGACAACACCCCAGAUACUUCCAAAUGAUCGGACAGAUGACCACACAGCUGUUGUUGCAGCUUGGUCGGAUUCUUUACGUUGUGAGGCUGCCUGACAGGCAGGUAGAAGGGAGUUCAUAAGCGUUCCAUUGCCCAAUGAGUUGAUUAUUUGAUAAAUGACCCAUUCGGCUGUUGAUGAAUGCUGAUCAAGUCGGAUGAAUAAGCCCAGUCCUAGUGCCAACAUAGCGAACCCAACGAUGUGAAGCGGCUUGUAUCUCCCAAAGCGUGUCAGCACAAGAACAGCUACAAUCGAAGCUGGUACAGAAACAACUACUGAUGGCAGUAGCUGAAGGCCUGACGUUGCUGGUGAGCUCAUUCGAACGGCUUGGAAGUACACGGGCAUAAAAAAGUAUACCCAAUAGAGCAGAGCAGAGCUGAUGAAUGUCACUAUCAUAACAAUCGCGGAUGUGCGGUUGCUAAACAAAUGUGGCGGGCAGACAGGCUCCUUGGCCCAGGCAGUGUUUUCAAAGGCAACGAAUAGUCCGAUACCGGCAAAACCAACAAUCAAUGGCGCUAGUAUUGUCGUAGAAUUCCAAGCAUACAAGUUACCACCAUAGGUGAGAGCGUAGAGGAUCGAGAUAGAAGAGCAGAUGAGCAAGAAAUUGCCACCGUAGUCGAUGCGUCGAACUUUGUCGGCAAAGGACAUUUCUUUAUCGUAUUCGACUUGAAGGAAAAGUAGGACCAUAACCAUAGAGACCCCACCAAUCUAUCGACAUUAGCACCCCUCUUCAUUUAUCGCAGGCCAAAGAAACUCACUGGAAGAUUGAUAUAAAACACCCAUCGCCAGGUUGUUGCCUCAACAAUCGCACCACCAACCCAGGGUCCAAUGGCAAUACCAACAAAGUAAGUGGUUAGGAAACAUGCUACGUAUUUACCCCGCUCUCGCAGAGGAACAAGAUCGGAGACAAUGAUAUUCGGCAGGGUAUUAAGUCCACCACCACCCAUACCUUGGAUAGCUCGUCCGGCAAUAAGCAUAGCAGUGCUAGUCGCGCCACCGCACAGCCCACUACCCAGAACAAACAGGAAGAUAACAAACAGUGUUACCGAUCGUCGGCCGAAGAUAUUAGCCAGUUGGCCAAAUAACGGUUGCACGACA